UUCUGAAAGAGAGGAAAGAUAAAAAAAAACACAGAGACUUUGACGUUCAACUCCAAUGUUCGAUCAGACCACGAAUAUGGGCGAUGGGCUCGCAGAAGACAGAAACCACCUCCGUGGGUCCAGCUCGCUCAGCCCCGACGUAGCGACAGGCAGAAAGUGCCGCACCGAGCUGGAGAGUCUGUCCCCCGGACAGGGGACCGCGGACACUCCCGCGACCUCCUCUUCCACCACACCGAGCUCGUCCAGCGAGGACGGGCACGACAAACUUUCAGGAGUGGACCCCGAUUAUUGCAGAAGGAUUCUAGUGCGGGACGCCAAGGGCACCAUCCGCGAGAUCGUGCUGCCCAGGGGCCUGGACCUGGACCGGCCCAAGCGCACGAGGACCUCCUUCACGGCGGAGCAGCUCUACCGGCUCGAGCUGGAGUUCCAGCGCUGCCAGUACGUGGUGGGCCGCGAGCGCACGGAGCUGGCCCGGCAGCUCAGCCUCUCGGAGACGCAGGUGAAGGUGUGGUUCCAGAACAGGCGCACCAAGCAGAAGAAGGACCAGACCAAGGACAUGGACAGGCGCUCCUGCUCCUCCUCCGAGUCCCUGGCCACCUGCAACAUCCUGCGGCUGCUGGAGCAGGGCCGGCUGCUGUCGGUGCCGGUGCCCCCCAGCCCGCUGCCGCCCCCGCCGGCCCUGGCGCCCACCUCGGGCAGCUCCUCCCCGGGGCUCAGCAGGACCCCCCCCGGCUCCGGAAGCACUUUCCGGCUCCCCGUCCCCUCUCUGGGCCCGCCCCCGUCCCCCCACGUGGGGGCCCCCCAGCUCUGCUUCUCCGUGCCCCCGCCUGGCGGCUCCAGCUGCGGCUUCUCGGCCUUCGAGCCCUACACGCGGAUAGAGAGGAAGGAGGCCGAGGCCUGCGGGAGGAAGAGCAGCUCGUAGAGACCCCCGGGACCGCGGGACAGAGGCGUGUGUGCGGCGGGGGGGACCAGCGGUCUGCAGGCAGUUCCCGGCGUUUCGACGUGCUGUCCCGGCGUGUCUCCUGGAAGACGGUUGGGCGUUUAUUAUUGCCUCCCCUCCUGCCCCCUGACCUCUGGAGCACCUCGCCCUGCUUGUCCCUUGUCUCCCGUUUCCGGUCCUCGACUGCCACUCUUUUCCAGGAUGCUUUCUGCUCGCAGUCUCUUGCAGACGCUCUGCCCGGGAGUCUCCAGUCUCAGACUCUCUGUGCCAGUGUCUGUGGCGCACUGCGGCACUGCGGGGGGGCAGUUUCAAGAGGAUCAAAGAGCCCUGAGACACUGAACCUGCUCUAGGGCUUGACCGUCCCCGGUAUAACUGUAGUUUAAAUUCUGUGCAUCAGUGUUUCUGAUGUCCAGCUUUUCAGAAAUGAAGAGAAACUUGUGGUUUGAUAGUAAAAAAUUGAUGAUUUUA
This is a messenger RNA of Lepisosteus oculatus (spotted gar), 1408 nucleotides long. RefSeq names its product ventral anterior homeobox 2 (gene vax2). Gene Ontology annotation, biological process: brain development; regulation of transcription by RNA polymerase II; central nervous system development. Lineage: Eukaryota; Metazoa; Chordata; Actinopteri; Semionotiformes; Lepisosteidae. The record is from RefSeq and is a predicted model, not a curated record. Gene Ontology annotation, molecular function: RNA polymerase II cis-regulatory region sequence-specific DNA binding; DNA-binding transcription factor activity, RNA polymerase II-specific. Gene Ontology annotation, cellular component: nucleus.